Messenger RNA from Lizanozyma spartinae, 2283 nucleotides. It is a transcript of the gene GYP7, whose product is annotated as Gyp7p. Gene Ontology annotation, biological process: activation of GTPase activity. Lineage: Eukaryota; Fungi; Ascomycota; Pichiomycetes; Serinales; Debaryomycetaceae. The record is from RefSeq and is a predicted model, not a curated record. The transcript has a single exon. Gene Ontology annotation, molecular function: GTPase activator activity. Bases 1 to 2283 code for a protein of 760 amino acids.
AUGGUUAAGGAAAGACUGCUUCGAGCAGGAGAAGUGGAGCUUCUUUAUGUUAAAUCCAAAGUGUAUUUGCACCCUACGCCAUCCAAAAAGGAUAACAUUUGUGGUUUCCUAAGUCUAUCUCGAGGUCCAUUGGCAACCAAUAACGAUAUCCUCUUAUCGUUCAGUGCCGAGAACCAAUUGUCUAAGGAAGAAAUCAAGAUUUAUAACAAUGUUGAUCUUCAUGAAUUGGAGGUGGAUUUAGAGGCUUUACAAAUUAGCGGCAAGAGACUGGCAAAUGCUGUUGCUUCAAAGAAAAGAGAGGAUCACAUUGUUACCAAACCUCCAGUAUCUAUAUUGGUUGGCUAUUCGUUUAGUAUACCCUUAUCAUUCGUAUUCUCCAUUCAAGUUAGAAAGCCAUCCUCUGGGUUUUGGCAUGGAUCGUUAGUUAUCAACACUAAAGAUGGUGAAAAGCUCCCUAUAUUAUUCUUUCAUGAUAAUGAAUCAGCCUCUACAUUGAAGGAACAAAAGAUCCGUAACCAACGAUUUGAUCCUUUUAAUUCAUCUGGUGACUUGUAUUGGGGUGGAGACGAUUUUAUCAAAGUUUUACUGAAGUUUAUCAGAGUAGUCAAAUCAACUGUUGAGACUUCAGUAUUGUUAAUUAACCCGGAUGAAGAUGAUUUACGGAAUUUCGCCAACAAUAGACGUAAAUCUUCCAUUGGUGGCGACUCCUCAUCUGAAGCUGCAACUAAACCAAUUGAUUUCAAGAUGCCUAAUAUUGGUAAAUUUUUAAAUAAUGCCAAAUGGAGGGUCUUGGAAACCGUGGCUACGUUGGGAGCUCAAACUAAGAACCAAGUUGUGGAUUUGGUUGAUGAACAUGCACCUGUUCCAUUAAAGCAAUUGAUGAGUAAGCCAGAAGUUAAAAAAAUUGGCGAUGACUUUGAUAGUGCUCGAAUUUAUUUAGCAAAAUGGGCUCAACAAGUUAAGGAAGAAGCAGAAGAAAGUCUGAAAAAAUACAUGCUUGAAGAUGAUAUUUAUAAUCAAAUUAAUAAGGAAUUGGGAUCAGAUGAAUAUUUAACUGAAGAAGAAAUCAAUAAAACUUCUAGAAGAGAUCCAAUUGGGUUAACUGAAUGGAAAUCGUUUUUUGACUAUUCAGGAAGACUUAAUAUUACUGCCAAUGAGAUUAAGAGCAAAAUAUUCCAUGGAGGACUAGAACCUGAAGUUAGAAAGGAGGCUUGGUUAUUUUUACUAGGAGUUUAUUCUUGGGAUACUUCAGCAAAGGAAAGAGAAGAAUUAUAUGCUAGCUAUGAAACUGCAUAUUCUGAUUAUAAAUUAAAAUGGGUGGAAGAUACUGAAAAGAGAUCUACUGAGUUUUGGAUGGACCAAAAGCAUAGAAUUGAAAAAGAUAUCCAUAGAACUGAUAGAAAUAUUGAAAUCUUCCAGAAUAAGAAGACCAAAAGAACAUCAACAACAAGUACAGGUGAAAAUGCCAACAAUUCGAAUGAAAGAGAAUCAUCACCAGAAACUCCAGAUGAAGCAAGUGAACCAGAAGAAAAUGAAGAAGAUGAAUUUAAUCUUUCUAAUAUUAGAAACCCCCAUCUUUUCAACGUUCGGGAAAUUUUACUUACUUAUAAUGAAUACAAUGUGAAUUUAGGUUAUGUUCAAGGAAUGUCUGAUUUAAUUUCUCCAUUAUACUUUAUUUAUCAGGAUGAAGUGCUCACAUUUUGGACAUUUUCCAAAUUUAUGGAAAUAAUGGAAAGAAACUUUGUUCGAGAUCAAUCAGGUAUGAAGAAACAAAUGCUUACUCUUAAUAAGCUUUUACAAUUUAUGUUGCCAAAAUUAUACAAGCAUUUGGAAAAGUGCCAAUCUGUUGACCUCUUUUUCUUUUUCAGAAUGUUGUUAGUUUGGUUUAAAAGAGAGUUUGAAUGGAAUGAUGUAUUCCAUCUUUGGGAAACCCUUUUCACCAAUUGUUACUCCAGUCAAUUUCAUUUAUUUGUUGCGUUGGCUGUUCUUAGUGCCAAUGAACGGAUAAUUAUUCAAAAUUUGCAACAAUUUGAUGAAGUAUUGAAGUAUAUGAAUGAUUUAUCAAUGAAGAUGCAUUUGGAUCCUUUAUUAAUCAGAAGUGAACUUUUAUUCUUGAAGUUUAAAAGAAUGAUUGAUAUUAUUGAUAGAGAAAACUCCAUUGCAAGAUCAUCAGGUAAGUUUGACAAUGUGGUUAAUGUUGAUCAUGAACUUAGGCAAUUAUUGAACAAGGAACCAAUUAUCCAGAAAGAAGUUGAAAGACCUGAAGGAGUAGGUGGUGGGUGA